Messenger RNA from Branchiostoma belcheri (Belcher's lancelet), 906 nucleotides. RefSeq lists its product as uncharacterized. The coding region runs from base 1 to 906 and encodes 301 amino acids. The record is from RefSeq and is a predicted model, not a curated record. NCBI's taxonomy places the organism in Eukaryota, Metazoa, Chordata, Leptocardii, Amphioxiformes, Branchiostomatidae. The transcript has 3 exons.
AUGGUGACAAGGCAUAGACGGGAAAACACAGACCUAUAUAGACAUCUCGCCACUUCUUGCAGAUUCUCGCUUUGGCCUUCUGACGAUCCUGUUGUGAAGGUACGGAGAUCAAGGAAGGUCGAUCACUGGGCCAAGCUGAGAGCUAAGGUUCCCGAGGAGUUUUUGAGCUUGCCCAUCGCUGUCGAACUCGAGUCUCUCAGUAGCUCCAGUUUCUCUGACCUGUCUCUCGUGGACGAUGAGAAAAGAAGACGAAAAGGGAGGAAGAGUCGACAUUCGGAUUCUUCUUACUCAGACAGCAGUAGAGGGUCGGACGAGAGAGGGAGGAGAGGAAAACACAAGGAACGGUCGUCUGAGUCAGGGUCUAGGAGACGGCGGGAUACCAUCUGUGCUUCAACCGUAGCCAGAGAAACCUACUCCUACGACAUGGACAAAUUUUCACUCUUAGAUCGCCCGGCUACCUCUCAGGCGAUCGCAACUAUGGAGGCGCGCGGCAAACAAAACAAAAUCAUCGCUAUGAGUUCGCUAUCGUCUACGGAGGAGGACAUCCUUUUAUUCCUGCUGAUUCAGUUUGGAGUCCUUCCUAGCACCGCCACACACAAAGACCUACGCAAACUCAUCCGCAAGUCGCUACAUGGUAAGAUCAACAUCAGUCUACACUCUAACGGGAACUACCUACACACCAACGGUGUUUACAUCAACGUGAAGGGGAACUACAUCAACACACGCGGGCUGUAUAUCAACACGGACGGAAACUUCAUAGGAACCAGCGGAACGUACGUCAACAUCGUCAAGAAGGACGGCAAGAUGGAGGUUUCCAAGGUUCCGCCCGUCACCAGGAUACCGCAUAGCAAACCCAUGGCGAUCGACUGUAAAAGCCCCGAGUUAGAAUUUGACAUGCCGAUUUAG